AUGGAGUGUAUGAAUCUGUCGGAGGAUCAGCUCAAAGUGCUGGAGGAGAAUUUCAAAGUGGGCAGAUUUCCGGACGGGACGUCGCUCAUGCUGAUCGCUGCGGAGUGCGGGCUGUCAGAGGAGGAGACACGAGUGAGUAACCACCCAAAAACCUCUCUUUCCUGUCUGUGUGAGCGGGAGCUGAUGUACGGGGUAAAGUUUAGGCUGAAACUCUGUGGUGUGGUGAAGCAGAUUUGCCAUAUUAUUAGAAAUUGUGAGAUUAUCGGUCAUCCUUGUCUUUGGUUUGAUCACCUAUAUCGCUCAACAGUCAGAUUAUUUAGCCAUUAACUGUUAUUUCUCAUGGGGUUUGAGUGUUUUAAGUGAAUUGAGUGCAAAAGUUUUCUGUUUGUGGGUCAUAUUUGGGAUUUUUGGUGCAUUGUUUGUCUUUAUUUGUACAGUAUUGUUAUAGUAUUGUUAAAUUAUGCAGGCACUGAGUCUAAGAGCCUCACUUAGCAGAAACCCAAGAUAACAAAUGACAGAUUCCCUGUUAAUCAUAAGGGUGAGGGUGUCAAAUUAUGCCAUACAAACAUAAUUUAUUAAUUUGAUGAUAAUAAUAAUGUUAAUCUGAACUCAUAUGUGGUUUUUAAUGCUGUUUUAUCAAUGUACUAACCAGUGCUGCAGUAAAACUGAUUAAAACUUGAGUUAAUUGGUUAAAAAAUAACAAAAAAUAGUCAAAGGUGACUUGGUAUAAGGUAGAAACUUCACUUUGUGACACUCCAACUUAGUGUUAAGAGUUUACAGGUCAGUCAGGUGUCCUCAAAGGAGAUCUAUGAGAGCUAUGAGAAGGAGAUAAACGUGUGUGUUUGAGUGUGUUCAAAAUCUAAACAAAGCCUCGAAUCUGUCAGUCCUGGUGCCGCUCCGCUAACGCUGGAAAGAGCAGAUUUGUGCUCAGUUUCAGAGCUUAAAAAGGAUCCUCCACGGUCGAUAAAUCUGUUAAAGCGUCACAGUGUGAUGAAAUAAUCCUCAUUACAGUGUAAACUCUGACCACAGAGGCUGCACGGCUACAUCGAUCAUCACUGGAGCUGCUCCAGGCGUGUGGUUUGUCCUGAUGAAGUCACGUUUCUGUUCAGAGAACAACUGUUUUUCAUUGUCACCAACACCGACUCAUAUCUUCAGGAUGGUUUCCCAGUCAAAGAGGUGAUUUAAAGGGAAGAGUAUCUGUCAGUCGGACAGUGAGGAAGGGGUCAUGACUUCACAUUGUUGGUAAAAUCGGAGUGUCUGCUGUCCCUGCUGCUGCUGCUGCUGUUUGUGUUCAUGUUUCCUUCAAAUGUGGUCGGAUGUGUUUUAACGAUCUGCUUUUGAUGCAGCAGCAGGAGAAGGAACUGGAAACACAUGUGGUGAAGUGUUUGUCAGACUCACGAUAUGCAGCGGAGACUUUCAUGUACGGCUCGACGAACAUGUCCGAUAUUUCUGUUGUACGUUUGAACACCUGAAACCAGCGCAAAGAGAGAGACGCAGUUUUUACAUUUUCCUCAUUUGACUCUUAAAAUCUGUAGGAUGAGAUGUUUUUGUUAGACGAUACCUCUGAAGCAUGAAGAGGACAAGAUGAGCAAAAACUAAUAUGUCCACAGGGGGCGCCAGAUUCACUCAGUUCUUCGCCGGAGCUUUAAAACCUACGAGUGGACUUAGUUUGUGUUUGUGUAGGACAGAGCUGUAACUCUUAUCCUGACUGUUUUUAAAGGUUAUUUUAGGGGCAUUUUAAAGUGUGUUUCUGCCCUUUAUUCUUAAGUUAAUUAAUUUAAUUAUUGAUUUUAUUAUUUGUUUUAUUGACGUUGACAUACAGUAACAUUGGUGCUGCAACAUUAAACCCUGCACAACUCUCAGAAUAAUGUGCUUAGGGUUUUUAGCAAGAUGCUAAUUUGCAAAAUCUUUUCACGAGAGGUUUUAUAAUUUAAUAUAAUGUAAGAAAAAUAUAGAAAACACCAAGAAAAUACAAAACAGCUGCAGUGUGACAGCCCUCCUCUGCAAUUUAGAGGAUAUUCCCAAAUUAAGAAGCUCUGAAUAAGGCGCUAAUGAGAUGUUACACUCUAAAAUGAUCAAACUCGUCUAUAAAACCUUUUUUUCCAGGUUGUAAAUAAACAUAAUCUACAAAUCAAACCAGAAACACGGUGGACUCCUGCUUUAAAGAGCCACCAGGCAGGCAGCCGCUAUGCAGCAAAGCCCGGUUAAGCUCGGGGUCGUAGUCGUGAAGUGAAGCAGAAAAACUGCCAAUUACAUGAAACAUCACAUUAGUACUUAGGUAUUUAAUCUCUCCCAGCCCCCUCUCCCACAUGUAAACACUCCCACCAUGCCUCUAUCUGAGGAAUGUCUUCAGCCCGCUGUAAGGUCAGUGCAUCCGUCACAUCAGGAGCCAGAUGUGAAGCCUCACAGGAACCAUAACAACCAACAUGAUGAGAGCUCUCUGAAGCUCUAUGAGCAUCUCUGGAAGCUUAAACCUUCUCUCAAACUCUCUGUUAACUCCUGUUUUUCACAUGGAGAAGGACGAAUUGUUGGUGGGUGUUCCUCUUAAUAAAACUGACCUGUUAUCUUCGUCGUACUCGCCUGGAGGUUAAACCCAACAUGGAAAUUCUGCCAUUUGAGUUGACGUAACAUCAGAUUCAUUUCAUAGGCAAAUUUCUGCUGGUGUUUGUGCUCCUGAAGGUGACAGAUGGGUGAAGACUGGAGGAGAAACAGAUCUGUCACGUGCCGAGGAACGUGUGUCCCUUUUCAUAAUUAGCUCAACAUUUCAGCGGUUAAAAAGCCGUGCAUGUCAUGACUUACUUGUCACUUGUUUUUCCACUCCUGUGACUCCACAAACUGGUUCCUCUGGAUUUCUCAGAGCUGAAGUAAAACAGGCAGAUCCCUCGUGAGUAAAUAGGUACAAUUCAUGAAGUAUUUUGUACUCAAGGCACAGGUGUGUCCCCCUUUUUUUUACGUCUUGUUGACGCCAACUGCCUGACGAAACAACAGUGAAUGCAGCUCAAAACAAUCACUGUUGUCACGCGAGUUGGAUGGAGAGCAGAGUUAUGCUUUGGCCUGCAGUUAUUUGCAUAAAGAGCGAGUGAAACACAAGCUGCUCUGUGUUUUCAGCAGGACUGAUUCAAAGAGAACUGGGAUGGUUUAAACCUGCUGGGGGUCUGGAUGAGUGUAGGUACAAAAAGAGGAGCCUGGAUGUUAUCCGUAUGCCAGAUGUGUCACUGUCGAUCCUGUACUUUUCCCCCCAGUAAACUCAAACUCUGAUCCUGUCAACCCGACAGAAGGAUCAAUAUAAGACAGACUUUUUUCUGUAGAUCCUCAACAAGAAAGAGCUGUUUUUUUAAGUUUUGUAGGCAAGUCACCAAAAACCUUGAGUCUGAAACUCGCCGUGAAGUCUUUACAUGCUGAUGGUCGGAGCAGCUCUAUCGUACUUGAGCGUGCUGUCAUUUUCAGCAUUUGUGAUCCGCAUCUAGAUCGAUAAAUCUGAUGUUUGAUCUGCCAUCGCUCUGCAGGACAUGAUAAGAAAUAGAGACAUGUCUUCUCUCUUAAUAUGCAUUGAGUCCAGAGUGACGUCUCAUGGUGUUUUAAUCUCUUUGUGCAGCAGGUUAAAGUUUCCGCACCUUCUUUACAACAUCAUUAUUCGGGCAUCUUCUUUAAUUGGAGCAAACAUUGCGAUUUGACUUUUACAUGUAGGAAUUAAAGAGGGAUGAUGCAGUGUCUUGAACCCCCAGGUGAAUGCUGGGGCGUAAAAUCUGAGCGCAGCACUUACGGAUGGUGAAAGCAAAGAAGAGGCAGAAACUGUAAAAGCUGCAGCUUGAACAGAAUCAAAUCCUGAGGAUGUGUCUGAACGAGAUCGCAGAGUUCGCCAUUUUGAUGACUUACUUCAGCAUCUCUCACACUUUUCCGGAUGCUUCCAGGACAGAUGUAUGUUCAAGUGUGGCUUCUAGUCUGUAUGCAGUCAGUCCUGGUUAUUUAAAAUGCCAAAAUCAGCAAUGUUCAAUAUUCAGUUGUCUCCAACAGCGUGCACGCUCGUCCUACUGCAGGCCUAGAGAUGUAUGUUUCAGUCUCUUGGCUUCAGGGUGCACAGGAGUGUUUUAGUAAAGCGUAACGUAAAGAUUGUGUAUUUUCUUCAUGAUAUCUGAGAUCCAUAAGCUGCAGAUUUCCAAACAAUGACACUCAAACUCUGAGUCUCCACUGGUUCUGCAAAGAUAAAACACUCAGGCAUCAAUCAGACUUUAGUGCACGUAUCACCACAACAGAUAUUCAUUAAGGACCUGUGCAUGUCACAGAAGGACGGAUCAUAACUCUGGAGAAAUACCCCUGAAUUAGAGAAGUAUUAUAGCUGUAAAUCUCAGUAGUUAUCCUCAGUGGAAAGACAAAGGUGUUUCAUUUAUGGCUCCAUCUAUUAUAGUUUAUGAAUCCAGUUUUCUUUUGGUCUCCAGAGGCUGUAAAAAUGUUUAUAAAUCUGUGCUGAGCUGCUUCCUAAUUCCUAGUAUUUCCAUUCAUCGUAUACAAAGGUGCAAUAAGCCGCUCCGGAGUGACGUAAAGUUCUGGCUUAUCAUCAAAAGACCUGACUUCAUUUCCACGUCAUCUUUUCUCUACGCCAACCUUCCUCCUUUCUUCUGCCUUUCCUGUGAAGUGUUGUGCUCUCGUUCACAAAGCCGUCAUUGGAGGAGGUGUGAGCUGCAGACACACACCCCGGCCACCACUCCUCCCUCGUUUCACAUGAACAACGUUUACAGUGUGCUUCGGCCUCUGUGCAGCAUGUUUGAGCUCCUUUUAUAGGCCGUUUUAUUUGUUUUCAAGGCUGAGAAGUCACUGACAGAAAAGGUAGAGUGGAGUUUGAAAGACCUCCUUAUGUAAUCCGGGAACAUAUGACACAAGCAGCAUUGUGGAGGUCAGCAGGAUUAUAAAUCUCACCCUUAAGGCAACAAAGGAGCAUGUGUGAGCUUUUUACAAGAUAUUCAAAUAUGGUUCGCACUCUCUGAAAGGGACCAAAGCGAAAAAUAAGAGGGGAGACUCUGCGUUUUUAGAGGUCAGCCUUCACAGUAUGGAUUUUCUCAAGCUCAGGAAUAUUUUCACAAAAGUCCUCUGAGAUUUGAUUCGAUUUCGUCUAAGUAUUAAGUGCAAACCCAGAUGGCUCCAAACGGCAAGCCGCUGUUUUUCCAGCACAAAACUCUGGAACCAUCCCUCCCACCAGGCGCGUGUCUUGUUUUUAAGGCCGCUGUUCCCAAUUCCUCGUUAUCGAAAUGAUGUCAGCAUUGUUGUGAAUCCCAUGACAACACAGAAACAGCGAUGCAGCAGGUCACGGGAGUGUGUCAGUGUGUGUAUGUGUGCGUGCACUCAGCGCAGUCGUCAUCUGGUCAGAGUUUUCAUGGUGCAGUUAUUGGUGCAGCGGUCAGAUUUGCAGGGAACUGGAUCCAGAGGAACAGGCUCAGUCAUUGACUGGGUCUUCGGUUCAGACUGCAUGGAAACAUUCUUCUUCUGUGGUUUCUUUAAUACAACUUAGCCUCCGGGUCAGUGCUGCGUCUGUGUGAGUCAGUGACCACAUUUACAUGCAGAGAGAAAUGUGACCGUAAUGUGAUUAUAACAGUCAGGAAGGAGCAGAGCCGAACUUAAUGACGCUCUUUUGAUCGUAAAUUUGAUGUUUGGGAUUUCGGUGUUGAUGGCUGGAGUCUGCUCACAGAGAAGUCUGACACUGAGGAAAUUCAACACAGCUGGGAUGAAGUUUUCUCCAAAAUCAUAACGAAUCUCCAUCUUCGUCUUCGACCACUCUGAAAUAUUGUCAUUCUUUUACCCCGAGCAAAACCGUAAGCUUGAUUUAGUUGCCAAAAUUGAUCUUUAAACCAUUAUACAAUGUCUAUCUGCAGUUUGACAUGAAGUUGUGUCAAUUCCCAAGAAAACAGGUCUCUAGUUUGGGCUCGUUCUGCAGAAAUCCAGGGUGAAGCCUCUGUGUAACGGAACUGCACACUGACCUUUUGAAAGCCGAUGAAUGGGCAUUUCCUCGGAGGAUGUAAUGGACCAAGAAAUAACGAAAAUGCCUGACGGAUAAGUCAUGACUGGAAGUUGUUUCACACUAAUCGCAGAGUUUACCGGAAUUCGCUGAAAAGUUGCUGGAGGCUCCGGUCGCACAGCUGAUAGUGAAUACAGGGAGACGGGGGGGGGCAUGAAGUCUGUGUGCACUCAAACCUGUCAUCAGAUUUACUAAUAGAUGCUGCAGUUGCAAAAACACACCCUAAUGCAACUUUAUCACUCAUUAAAUAAUACAUUUCAUUGCUGUGAUGUUGCCACAGUAAUCUGAUUAAAGUCAUAUUUUUGUGUUUUUAUGACUUUAAUUUAAAGAGGACGGGACAGUGUAGAGGACAGGAAAUGAAGGGAGACAUGCAGGAAAGGAACCCGGACUGACUGCUCGAGGCAAAACCGCUGUACGUGGGAUUGCACGCAGACUGCAGGCUCUUUAAAUCGAUGUUAGCAUGCUGAUGUGAGGAUGAUGUAACUGUCUGCUGAACCAGGUUGUAAAGGAGUUUAUUCCUCCUGUAAUAUGGGGCCCUAUGGAGAUUUCUUGGCCUCUAGUGGACACUCAAGGAACUGCACUGAUUUGCGACUCUACACUUUAUUUUUCUUGGGUGCAUUUAUUCGAUAAAAGGACUGAUGAGUGAGAAAAUGUGGGGAGCAGAGUCAAGUAGACAUGCAACAAAUGGUCGUGGUCAAGUGUCAAAUCAGUGACUACCACCACAAGGACCACAGCCUCUAUUCCUGGGAUACACACCCCAAUGGCUUCUGUAAAGUCCCUGAUUCUCUUAGAGCGAGCUGACUGCUGAUAUUUUGCCGUGCAGAGAAAGUGAGGCAUGUUAUCCCUCUGUUUUAUGACAAAUUUGAUGCUUUGAGACGGGGGCUUGUGCACAAAUACAGGACAUAACACACACUAGCUUUUUUCCUGUGUUGCCAGUGAUUGCGCUAAAACAUGAUGUCCAUAAAUCAUCUAAUUCACAAUGAAAUCCUGCAAAAGAAAACUCCAAAGGAGCCUCAAAUUACCACCAAACACACCGUUUUUCUCUUGGUUUACAGUCAUGGAGCAUUACAGUGGAGGUAGAUAAAAGCAGAGGCCUGAGGAUAAGGAAAGUAUGACAAUGAAUUUGGCCGACCUGUUAGUUUGUACAAAUCAUUCCUGACAAUACAAGAACUCCACCUGUGAAAUUUCUCAGGAAUAUUCAUGUCAGCCGGACACGUUACCUCAUGGCUCUCCUGUUUCAGCGUCAGGAUCAGACUGUGCCAGGCCAGCUGUGCUCUUUAUCUCUGAACAUUAAAAACCCGCUCUCUCUUUUUCCCCAUGCCUCUUACGCUCCUUUUUUCUUUAUCUGUUGCCCGCAGAAAUGGUUCAGUCUCCGUAACGCACAGUGGCGGCAGGCGGAGGGUCUUCCAGCUGGACGGGGGAAAGUGUACGACUGA
This is a messenger RNA of Xyrichtys novacula (pearly razorfish), 7443 nucleotides long. Lineage: Eukaryota; Metazoa; Chordata; Actinopteri; Labriformes; Labridae. The record is from the annotation of a GenBank genome assembly.